AUGGAGGCCAAUCCAAACCAGCAGCCGCUAGAAAUAGAUAUCCCUGAGAGUCACCAGCACAGAUACACGGCAAAGGACUUGACCUUUCUAGGAAUAUUCCUCCUCCUAUGGGUCGUCAUAAGCAUCUGCAGCGUAUUCUGGCUCCUGCGAGUUUCUGCCACCGCGCGCCGAACAUUAGCCAUUAUGGCAGACGGGAUAAUAGAGGAAGGUCGCCCAUAUGACGAUGCGAAGGCGCGACUACAGUCUCUAGAUACCGUUGCUCCGAGCAAGACGCUGAAGGACUGGCUGAGGGACCUGCCGGCUGUUCAUUGUCAUCUGGUGGAGUAUUCUACGCAGUCGUUGAUCUGGUAG
This is a messenger RNA of Aspergillus puulaauensis, 351 nucleotides long. RefSeq lists its product as uncharacterized. The transcript is spliced from 2 exons. Lineage: Eukaryota; Fungi; Ascomycota; Eurotiomycetes; Eurotiales; Aspergillaceae. The record is from RefSeq and is a predicted model, not a curated record. Bases 1 to 351 code for a protein of 116 amino acids.